AUGUCAACCAGUACUCCAGCACAGCAAGCACUAGAACAAGCGCGACAAGCCUUCCGAAGCAAAGUCGAGAAUCCAAACAUUUACGACGAAAUAUUGACUACAGGAACUAUUGAAGAGGUUUAUAAGCUUACCAAUGACAUUCAAUCCAAACUUGCCCCGCAGGGCAAGCUCCGGCACCUUGCGAAGAUCAAGCCUUUUCUUGACAGACUCUCUGAGUACGCUAGCGUAAUUGAAGUAUUUGUUCAAGUAAAACCGGAUAUCUUGGCUUUGAUAUGGGGCCCUAUCAGGAUCAUAUUGCACUGGUCUAACCAGAUCAGCUCUGUUCUGGACAAAGUUGCCGAUGUCUUAGAACGGGUUGGCUAUGCUCUUCCGCACUUUGCCAGAAUGGCACAGACAUUCAAUUCUAGCGAUGCGGUCAAGUCAGCUUUGACUCUUUAUUAUGAGGACAUACUUGAACUCUAUGCUAUUCUCUUCCACUUUUUUCGUAAAACCAGGUGGAUGCAGUUUUUCGAAGUCCUGUGGCCCAACUGCUUGAAGAAAAUUGAUCCCGUUAUCAAUAAUCUCGAAAAACACUCACUUUUGAUGAAGAAUGAAGUUACAUUUAUCGACAUCCAAGAAGCAAGAGAAGCUCGAGCUCGCACGUCAGAGCAGCUAAGCCGAGCCGAAGCUUCCCAACAGCUUCAAAGAUUUCGCUCCCUCAGAUCUAGAGUAUCGCCAGAGUUGUAUGACAGCCGUCUGGACUGGUUUCGCAACAGAUGUGUCUCUGGCUGCGCGACAUGGUUGAUGGAUGAUCGGGAGUUUGGCGAAUGGAUGGACCCCAAUAGCAACAACACAACAUGGCUUUGGCUUCAGGGAAUCCCUGGCGCAGGUAAGACCUAUUUGUCGGCGGCAGCCAUUGACCAUACUAGGGAACAUCACCAGACACUUUUCGCGUUUAUAUCAUACAAGAUGAGAAGCAGCCAAUCUGCCUUAUCAAUCCUACAUUCCCUUCUCUUUCAAGCUGCUGAAGAUGAUCAAAGCUUUCAAACUCGUUUACUCGAUUCAAAGGAACGAGAGCUUCAGGGUAAUACAAGCUUUGUGUUAGACUUGCUCAAAACGUUCCUGACUACCGCUGGACGCACCCACAUCAUCAUUGAUGGACUCGAUGAAAUGGACGAAUAUGAACGCCAGAUUCUGUUGAAGCGGUUCGAUGAGUUGUCUAAGGAUUGCAGUGAUCUGAGGCUAUUGAUUUCAAGCCGAGCUGAAGAUGAUAUCGCUACAGCCCUUCAAGAUAGAGUUACGGCGAUUCGGGUCGAUCACAGGAACUCGGAGAGUAUUCAAACCUACAUCGACAAAAGAUGGGAACGAUGGCUGGCGGAUCAGGGGUUUGAUCCAGCAGUCAGAAAGGAGCUGUUUCAAUCAGUUUCACCAAUACUAGCCAAGGCAAAUGGAAUGUUUCUAUAUGCGCGGAUUAUUCUGGAUAACCUGGAACAGAUGAAUACUAUCGAAGAGAUCCGAGACGAGCUCAAGGCCUUACCAAACGAUCUCGAGGGCGCGUACCAUCGCAUUUUUCAUCGAAUCAAUACACUUGAUGACACGCUUCGUUCUAAAUGCCGAAGGCUUCUAGGUUGGAUCGGCUGUGCUCCGCUGGCUAUGACGGUGCCAGAGAUGGAACAAGCCCUUGCAGUCAGAUUUCGCACUAGAGCAAACGUCAAACAAGUGCCGAUAAUUAUUAAUAAGUUCAACUUUGUCAAAAUGUGUGGCCCCAUCAUAGAGGUUGUGGAAGAGAAACUGCAGUUUGUCCACUUUACAGUUCAUGAAUACCUUUUCAGCAGCACCGUCACUGAUUCUAUCGACAAGGACUUCUCUACGAAAGAGCUCGCCAGGACCAUUGUUUCCUAUCUGAAUCUAACACUCAUGGACGCAGAUUUGGAGAUUGACGAGAUCCGGGGCAAUAUGCUCAUCGGAAAGUAUCGACUUUUUGAGUACGGAUGCUAUCACUGGCCUACAUUGAUAUAUCAAACACUCGGCCACAACUAUUCUCGCACCCUUGUAAGGUUUCUGGAUAUCAUGUUACAGCAAGGAAAGAACCAUUCGUUUAUUCAACCCACUGAUGAAUCUGGACCGCCUUUCAGAUGCCCGGAACUACGGAAGGAUUCUCCCAAAGUCUUCUCAAUGUUACUUGAGACCUUGAGGUUCUAUCUUGACGAUAAAAGAUUGGAUUGGAAUUGGGGCAAUAGUGACACAUGGAUCAACUUCAAUCCUCUGACUACUUCAAAAAUGUUACUACGAAUCCAGCAACAACACUCAAGUCUCGUGGACCGUAACGAGAAUUUGACCCUGUCUUUGCUGAGAUCUAGUUACGGCUCUAACUUCUUCCGAUGCACCUAUGCCUUCUGUGAACAUAGUUUCCGGGGUUUCAAGACCCCUGGAGAACUAAAUGAGCACAUGAGAAACCAUGGAAAGCCUUGGAAAUGUUUGUCCUCAAUUUGCGACUUUUCUACCCUCGGAUUUUCUACAAAGUCGCGACGCGAUGAACAUUGGCUCAAAGUUCACUUGCCUGCUCCAGAGGAGCUUCGAAUGGGAGCUAGUGACUUCGAUAAAAUGGACGUCAUUGAACUUCAACGGUUCUUACCAGCCUUAGUCCUUGAAGGGGACGUUGACGGUGUCCAACGCCUGUUAACAUCUCCAGCAGGGGAGAAUCUCCGGCCCAGUAUCAUCGAGUCUGCCAGGAGGCUUGCAGCGAAGACUGGAUCUCUGGUGUUAACGCAGCUUCUGGCGCCAACAGAUCGGCCUAAAGCACCUGGAUCAAUCAUCAAGUUAGCUAUUCAGAGCCAAGAUGUCGAUUUUGCCAAAUGGGCAAUUCCUCAAACCGAACCAGAAGCCUGCGUCGAUAUGAUGAAGGUCACUCUUUCCAGCAAGUCAGAGGAGAUAUAUGCUCUAUGGGAGGAUUAUCUUACAACCUUGCCGCCUACUGUCAAAACUGGGCCCAGUAACAGGGAAAGAGUCACGUUAGAGUUCAUUUUCAAUCGUACAUUGUUCACCGACAUUAAGAACAACCCCAUGAAGGAGGCCAGGGUAAAACAUACCUUGAGAAGGCUGGGGAACCAGUUUAGCACCCGCUCUUUGGGACUUUUGCUCACAAACGUUGCAAAGUCCAGUUGCUCUCUACUCUUAUCCCAGGAACUUAUCGCUUUAGGUGCUUCUAUGGAAUUUCCCCGGGAUGCAAACGGAACCGGACUCACUGCCCUACACCUUGCUUCUAAGAAUACUAGUAGAGAGGCCGCAAUUCUCAUGCAAUACCUGAUUCUUAAAGGUGCAGCCAUCCAGUUGGAAAUAUCUCCUUUUCAUGGUGUCUGGAUGGGGAAAGGAGCUGAAGAGAUGGCAAAGUGGGUUGGUAUGACUUGGGAAGAGUUAUAUGACCAGUAUCUUUCAAACUUGCCAGGGCAUGAAAAGAAGUAA
Messenger RNA from Fusarium mangiferae, 3441 nucleotides. RefSeq lists its product as uncharacterized. The transcript is spliced from 6 exons. NCBI's taxonomy places the organism in Eukaryota, Fungi, Ascomycota, Sordariomycetes, Hypocreales, Nectriaceae. The record is from RefSeq and is a predicted model, not a curated record. The coding region runs from base 1 to 3441 and encodes 1146 amino acids. Gene Ontology annotation, molecular function: protein binding.